AUGCCGGAGACCGGGCAGGACGCCCCCAGCAGCCAGGCGCAGCCGCCCCCGCCGCCGCCGCCCGCCAAGGAGUCCCCUUUCUCCAUCAAGAACUUGCUCAAUGGGGACCAUCCCAAGGCGCCCCCCAAGCAGCCCCGCGCGCUCUUCCCGCCCGUGGCCAAGGGGGCUCUGGAGGGGGCCGGCAGCGCCCUCUCGCAGAUGGGAGACCUCGCCUUCCCGCGCUUCGAGAUCCCGGCGCAGAGGUUCGCCCUGCCGGCCCACUACCUGGAGAGGUCUCCUGCCUGGUGGUACCCCUACAGCCUGACCCCCGCCGGAGGCCACCUGCCUAGGCCGGAAGCUUCCCUGGAGAAAUCCCUCCUGAGAGACUCGUCGCCGGCCUCGGCGGGGACGGACCGGGACUCCCCCGAUGAGCCGCUGCUGAAGGCCGAGCGGGAAGCCAAGGAGCUGGACUCCAAGAGCCCGGACGAGAUCAUCCUGGAGGAGAGCGACGCGGAGGAGGCCAAGAAGGAGGAGAGCGGCGCCGAGGACUGGCCCAAGCGGGAGGCCGACGAGGCCGGCGCCGAGAAGAAGCCCUGCCGCAAGAAGAAGACGCGCACCGUCUUCUCCCGCUCGCAGGUCUUCCAGCUGGAGUCCACCUUCGACCUGAAGCGCUACCUGAGCAGCUCCGAGCGGGCCGGCCUGGCCGCCUCCCUCCACCUGACCGAGACGCAGGUCAAGAUCUGGUUCCAGAACCGGCGCAACAAGUGGAAGCGGCAGCUGGCCGCCGAGCUGGAGGCCGCCAACCUGGCGCAGCACCCGGCCCAGCGGGUCGUUCGCGUGCCCAUCCUCUACCACGAGAACUCGCCGGCCGGCGGGGGCGGCGGGGGCCCGGCGGGCGGCGGCGCGCCCGUCAGCCAGCCCCUGCUCACCUUCCCCCACCCGGUCUACUACUCGCACCCCGUGGUCACCUCGGUGCCGCUCCUGCGGCCCGUCUGA
This is a messenger RNA of Gekko japonicus, 975 nucleotides long. It is a transcript of the gene HMX3, whose product is annotated as H6 family homeobox 3. Gene Ontology annotation, cellular component: nucleus. Lineage: Eukaryota; Metazoa; Chordata; Lepidosauria; Squamata; Gekkonidae. The record is from RefSeq and is a predicted model, not a curated record. The transcript is spliced from 3 exons. Bases 1 to 975 code for a protein of 324 amino acids. Gene Ontology annotation, molecular function: RNA polymerase II transcription regulatory region sequence-specific DNA binding; DNA-binding transcription factor activity, RNA polymerase II-specific. Gene Ontology annotation, biological process: regulation of transcription by RNA polymerase II.